Messenger RNA from Somion occarium, 3149 nucleotides. The record is from the annotation of a GenBank genome assembly. NCBI's taxonomy places the organism in Eukaryota, Fungi, Basidiomycota, Agaricomycetes, Polyporales, Cerrenaceae.
UUCGAAUGAACGCGUGGUUCGAUGGGCCUUAUCAGGAUACGCGUCUUGCUCUUCAUCCUCAUCUAAGGCUUAGUAGGGCUGAGCUCGUGCUUGUCAUUCUGUACUCGACUCUUUGGUCACAGUAUUGUGUAAUAACAUGCAACUGUGCGAUCAAGCACCCUCACGAGGUGGGCUGCAUGGUCCCACUUUGGGGAAUGAUGUAGGGCUGAUGAUAGAAACGUAAUAUUCAACGACUUGGAAUUCUGCCCGGCCACGUUCACCUUCAACGAGGCUCGAGCUGUCCGUACCGCCGUGACCCCAUGCAAGCCCCAUCAGGAUUUAAUCUUACGGCUGGGGGCGGAAUUGGUGUUCUCUUUGCAACCGAGUAGCAAAAUGGUCGCACAUAUUACAUUUAUCUUCAUCUUUGCCUCCUCCGCUGUGCUCUCACGAAGGUGGUCGCGCUCUAUGUUCUGUCUUGUCCAACGUCAAAAUGAGGUUCUUUUACGGGCAGUACCUUCGAAAACUCUCCUCCGUGCGUUAUGAUUUUCGCGAAGUAGACUUAGCUGCCAAUGGAACAUGGACCUUCAUUACUCCUGAGAUCGACUCUCUCUCUAUCUUGCCGGGCAUAUGCCAUGGUUCUUAUCCCUUGGGCAAACUCGAGAAUGAAGAGACUAAAAACGUUAUCAGUCGUAUUCAAUCUGAUGCGCGCAACUGGUUGCAACUUGACUGUGUGAUACCAGUGAAAAUAUCAUCACGUUUAAUGUUGCAAGACCAUUCUCUAGCUUUGCAGAAUACCACACCUCUUCCGACAAUCAUUGACCUCGAACUGGAUACCCUGAAGGUCUUGCUCGAUGCCACCGAACAAAUAGCCAGGUAUCACUUCUCACAGUGGCACCACGCCGCUAAGAACUCGAAAUUCCAUAUGGAGUGGGCGGAGGCCAGCGAAAUCGAAUCUUUGCAACUUACAGAUCCCCUCUCUGUAUUCAUCAAUACGAUACUUGAACGGCGGGCUCACCGUGCAUCAUUGCUACGGAUCAUGAGGGCACCAGGACCAUACGAUGGCGGGGCUGACCUUCUCUUUGAGAGAUACAUCAAGGUUGCCAUUUCGUUGUUGUUCGAUAACAACCACUUGGUCCUUCUGAGCUGCGAUAACCAUGUAAAAGACCCUCCUACGUAUUCACCACAGGACCGUUUGCCUCUUGUUGUUGCAGGUGGGGCUCCCGAUAUUGAAUUGGUGCGGAGCGAGAUGGCUAGAAUCCUACGACCUACGUUAGUCCAUUUGGUUCGGGCACAUCGGGGUGGUCAAGAGGCGACAAGUGGGACUGUACUUCCUGAUCAUUGUGUCCUGUAUGGUCUUCACUGGUCGAGAACUCACUUACGGAUUUUCGCUCAUUUUCCGAUCCGUACAAUCGGUGACAGCUCUGCCGACUGGAAGUUCGGUCAAGCGCUUGCGGUACAACAUUGGGUAUCUGUAGAAGAACAUCUUCCUGAGUAUAUUCGCUCCAAUUGGACUGGUCAGGAUGAUAUGUUCUUGGAUCGUUGGCGAGUGGCCGUUGCGCUCUUUGCCAUCCGGGCUCGCGUCCAGGAGCUGGAGCAACUCUUGAAAGAUAUCAAUACACCGGAAAUGAUACCACGACCACAAUCACCACUUGCCUCCGGGUCUGAUCAAACACUCGCUAGAUUUCAGCCUCGGUCUACGUUAGUGCUUCAAUAUGUUCACGCCAUGCGACGAUUUUGGAGAGACCAUCAAAUCGAGGUGCCUCAAGAGUGGAUACCAGCCGAGGAAGAAGUUGUCACAAUACUUCCUACCGUUGUUGAAGACUCUGAUGAGCUCGUUAUUGUCAAUAACCUAUUAUUUUCGCUUUCCAAGAUAAUGCUUCACCCAUUGCGCCACUUGCUGGUUCCGCUUUCCAAGGAGACCAUGUCUGCAUACCGUUUCGCCGACAGUCACAUUGGUCCAAAUUUCCUGCAUUCACUCCAUGUCCCUAGGUCGCAUUUCGAUUGGAAGGUGUUGGAGGUAGAUCUGGGGGAGAAUACAAGACCACAUCUAGCCCGGCUGUACGACCUUCUAAUCAUGAGUGCAACGUGUUGGGAGGAUGUCAGCAUCUUCCUGGCCAAUGUUUUCGCCGGCUUCUCUUCCUAUGCCGUUCGCUGGCAUCCGCGAGCCCGGUAUCCCUUCGAGAUGCAGGCUCCGUCUAUAGAUAUAGUCCUCGAUUUUGCUCUUGCAGUGCAGACAGUUGCACCGACGACGUUGUUAACGAUCAAACGUGCUUCUCAGCUUCCCCUCUCAUUAUCUAGUCCAGCCGUGGUACUUGGCAUCCGGUCGACAACUUUUGACUGCAAUGGUUCAGCGAUCACCCUUCACGAGCUGGAUGAUCUCAAGGUUCUAAUGGCGCCUCACCUGCGAGUGGUAAGUAUGGCAUUCGGUGGUGAUGGCAACGACGAGGAUACAUUAUUGCCAACGUGGGCAACUCUCUUCGCAAUCUUCCUCAAGGCAAAAGUGGUGCACAUCAUAGCAUUCACUUUGCUCCGUGCAGAAGGCGGUCCUAUUAUCGAUGCUUGUGUCGUGGAUAGUCUCCCAAUUACGAUGAUCAUGAAUAACUUGAAGGAUCUUGAAGAUCGCUUGCGUCUCACCAUGGCGCUGUUUGCUAUCCAAACACAUGUCGUGCGUUUUUCUACGCAUUGGGCAGAUAUUGUCUGGAGUGAUACCUUGUUGGGCGAAGAGCGGGAGGCUAUACUUUGCGUGACCGGGGUUCCUUCACGCCCAGAGACAUCGAGUUGCUCGGACUCUGAAUCUAGAGACCCAAGGACAAUUAUGGAACAAUUGGGACAAUACAGAGAUGACAUUGAAGACGAAGCAGAGAUGGAUAGCAACGAUACGAGUAUUGCUCGAGGCGAGGUACUGAUGGAUGUCAUUGAUAAAGUGAAUCAGUGGCUGGACGAUCAGACAGAGAUAUCCUGAGGUACGAAGGUUGCGUUUCUGUCUACACGGCUUUUAGGCCGAUUUAGAUGACCUUGUAAACAUGUAGGAAUGAUUCUACCAUUAUAAAGUACUGUGAUAAUGAACCAGUCGACUGCGCCGUCGAGCUCAUUUCAGCAUACACCUGCACCCAUUCGCAUCAACAGAGCACAUCCAAUAGAUGCCGCGCAAGACGAUAAGCAGAUAGUAC